Molecule: messenger RNA, 1956 nt
Organism: Haliotis rubra (blacklip abalone)
Lineage: Eukaryota; Metazoa; Mollusca; Gastropoda; Lepetellida; Haliotidae
Product: structure-specific endonuclease subunit SLX4-like
Exons: 8
Coding region: 836-1795 (319 amino acids)
Biological process (GO): resolution of meiotic recombination intermediates; interstrand cross-link repair; meiotic DNA double-strand break processing
Cellular component (GO): Slx1-Slx4 complex
Molecular function (GO): enzyme binding
Source: RefSeq, a predicted model, not a curated record
UAGCCAAUAACUAGAUUGCUGCUGUAGGGUUAUGGCGAUCUGAACAUGGCAGCCUUCAUAUAGCAUGUGAAGGUCAAACUAGUGUUUGUUGAACAAGUCAUAUGUGACAGGUUGCGUUAUACUUCGGGUACAACACUACAAAGUUUCAAGUAGUUUUCACAGAAUCAGAGCUGACACACUCGGGAUGAUUUGAGAACAUUCGUUGCGUCAUUUUCAGAUACUGAGGCUGUUCAAUGCCAGUGUCAUCAUGGUGGGCCGGGAGAUCAAGAGGUCACAGUAUCUGCGGGGAACACAGGCGUUCAAGGCUCGAAACUGGUUCAUCUUUACAGCCAUGACAUCCUCCAUCCUUUCAGGACUUGCCAUGAUAUAUUUUUCAAUGAUGACAUGACUCGGCUGUACAACAAACUCGAGAAGAACAGGGAAUGGAAACAGCAACGUCAGGAUCGACUCCAAGAAAUCUACCAGCGCCGUGCUGGUGAGUCAGCUGUUGACAAGAAGGAGUAAAUCUGGGUAUACCUGCAAGAUAUUUGUAAUGUGUUGUGGACAAGAAGGAGUAGAUCUGGGUAUACGAGAUAUUUGUAAUGUGUUGUGGACAAGAUUUAUGAACAGCAAUAGUUUAUUGUGAGUUAAAACUGGACCUACUUUGUGUAUUGGAGACCAUUGCAAGUGACUGGGUGUCGUCUGAUCAAGUCGUAACUUUUGGAUUACGCAGCUGGUUGAAACAACUUGACCACUAAAGGUGAAUGGAAAAGAACUUUAACUUGAGAUGUCUCUCUUCACCAAGUAACAGGACAGGAUUGAGGAGGUCUGGUGAACUUAAGAAAUAUCUGACAAGAUGGAGAAGACGAAGGAAGAAAGACAGUCAGGAAGCUCUGUGGAGGAGGAUGGAGGCAGUGCAGACUCUGCCGCUUCAGCGAAAUCAGUUGGCGUGAAGAAGAGCAAGUUGUCCCUCCAGAAGCAGAAUAUGGAAGACAAACUGACGAGGCUGACUACUUCUGGAGCCGAUCUGGAUGAAACGGGAGAAUUUAAGGAUGGACACAUGUUCAGUUUCUGCCGGAAACAAACCUGGGCAACCUCAAAGGGCAAACACAGCGAGGAGGCUGUGAAGGGCAAGGACAGCAGACGUGAAGGUGUGGUUGUUGCCAGAAAGAAAAAGACAGUUCAAUCAAAAACAGAAAAUAUGAUUGAGAAAGGACCUGAAGGUGAUGAAGAUAAAGACAGGAGUGUGACCGUCAAGGACGUUGAUGGAAGACAGCGGUCAGCGAGGUCAGGGAAACUGGGUGACACUGAUAGGCCGAGUAACAAGACUCGGGCAAGAGGAGUGGUCAGUUCUGGGGCAGUGCCCAAUAUACGAUGUUGUCCAACAUGUAAACACAUGAUGGCCGAUGAGGUUUUCAAAGACCACAUCAAGGAGUGUCUGCAGCAAUUCCACAUCGCCUCUAAAGACAGAAGACGGAAAGUUGAGGUGAUGUUUGCCGAAAUGGAAGAGAAGAUUGAGAGGCGCCGCAACCGUUUUUUAGAGAAGGGAAAUGGUGGCGAUGUGGUGAUGGAUGACGAUUACUUCAUGUGUCAGAUCUGUCAGAAGGAUCUGUCACACAUGAACUCCCAGCGACGGACACAGCACAUGAACCGCUGUAUGGACGAGGCUCUGAUGAAGGACAACAAACUGCAGGAGAAGCCAGAGUCUGGGGAGUGUGCUCAGCUGAUAAUCUUAGACUGCCCAAUGUGUGGAAAACCACUGAAGACAGAAUCUAGUCGGAAGGUGCACCUGAAGCAGUGUGCGCUCGGAUGCUGAACGUGACGACAGAGAUGAUGUUGCAGGCCGUCAAGGCUCAGGAGGAAGAGCACAAGGUGAAGAUGUCCACUGGGAUUGCUCCACCGCCGAGCAGGGAAGUUUCAAAAAAGAAGUCAGCUGCUGGAACCCAAGGGAAGAAACAGACAAAGAAGAAAGCGAAA